Messenger RNA from Photinus pyralis (common eastern firefly), 2022 nucleotides. It is a transcript of the gene Stam, whose product is annotated as signal transducing adapter molecule 1. Gene Ontology annotation, biological process: protein transport to vacuole involved in ubiquitin-dependent protein catabolic process via the multivesicular body sorting pathway. Bases 182 to 1702 code for a protein of 506 amino acids. Gene Ontology annotation, cellular component: ESCRT-0 complex. The transcript is spliced from 9 exons. Lineage: Eukaryota; Metazoa; Arthropoda; Insecta; Coleoptera; Lampyridae. The record is from RefSeq and is a predicted model, not a curated record. Gene Ontology annotation, molecular function: ubiquitin binding; phosphatidylinositol binding.
CAACACCAAGCCACAAAAAUUCAAGUGAAACGUCAAAUUUACAUUCCCAAAUCAUCUCGAAUUGACGUCGUUGAUUGACUGAAAAAUAUGAUUAAGAAGAAAUUGAUUAUGCUUUUAAUGUGCCAAAAUUGUUAAGCUUUUUUAAAAACGUGCAAAGUGCGUAAAGUGAUAAAAAAACAUCAUGGGACUUUUCAGUGCCGCAUCGCCAUUUGAUAGUGACGUCGAAAAGGCGACAAGUGAAAACAACACUUCAGAGCAGUGGGGUCUCAUUCUGGACGUCUGCGAUAGGGCGAGUAAAACUUCGGAGGAUUCGAGAAAUUGCUUGCGGUCGAUAAUAAGGAGACUAAACAACGUCGAUCCACACAUUGCGGUCCAGGCGGCAACGUUGCUCGACGCCUGUGUUAGUAACUGCGGUAAAACCUUUCACAUAGAAAUCGCAUCCAGAGAGUUCGAAAAUGAAUACGUCAAACUGAUUAAGAAGGCCCAUCCGAAAGUUCAACAGAAAUUGAAGGAGUCACUAAAGAAAUGGGCGGAAGGCGAAUUUAAAUCUGACCCUCAGCUGAACUUGAUACCGUCACUUUUAUUCAAAUUGAAAAGCUCCGGUAUAGACUUUACCGUCGAAACGCCCGCGAAGAAAACCAUGACACUUAGCAAAGACCCGAAUGUCGUCCAAACCCAAGACGAGGAAGAUCAAAUCGCGAAGGCGAUCGAAUUGUCACUGAAGGAAACUUCGGGUUCGCCCAGAAGUUCGUCUUUAGGCGGAACCUCUCUGUAUCCGACCAAUUUAAAUCUUGCGUCGAGUGUUAUCGCGACGACACCUGUGAAGGAACCGCGGAAAGUGAGGGCGCUUUACGAUUUUGAGGCCGCCGAGGAUAACGAGUUGACAUUUACAGCCGGCGAAAUAAUUGUAGUAAGUGACGAUUCGGACACGAAUUGGUGGAAAGGUAGUAACCACCGCGGCGAGGGUUUGUUUCCUGCAAACUUCGUGACCGCCGAUCUGUCAGCCGAGCCGGAGCAGUUGCUUAGUGACAAAUUAAAAAAAGUGCAAUUCAAGGAGAGCGCGGCCGAAGUAUUAGAGGAUAAAGAGCCGGAAGAUGUCGAGAUAAACGAGGAGAAAAUCGAUCGAUUGCUUCAUUUACUGCACGAAGCGGAUCCUACGAAUCCCUCGCAGGACAGUGACGAGAUGCUCAAGCUGGAACGCGAGGUGAACGGUAUGGGUCCCUUAAUCGACGCAGAAUUGGAAACUGUAGAUAGAAAACACGCCCAGUUAACAAAACUAAGUUCCGACUUAGUGGAGGCGUUAAGUUUGUAUCAUAUGCUAAUGCGUGAACCUCAAAUGCCUCCCGUUAACAAAAUGCACUACGAUUAUCAACCUACCGGGGCUCAUCCAUCUGUGAUAUACAAUGGGGCCAUGCCGAUAAACCGGGGACCCCCACAAUAUAUGCCACCGUACGCAAUGCCACCAAAUGCCCAACCCAUACACAUGCCGCCACCACCCGGCAUGUUGCCGCAACAGCAACAAAUUCCACCCGGUAUGAUUCAGUCACGCAUGAACUUUCCACCACAGCAACCUCAGCUUAGUUACGGACCUCACAGUAUGCCAUCGGGAUAUGCCCCGGCCCCUCCUCAAUCGACGCAAUUGCCCCAUCAAGCCCCACAGAGCGGCGUCUACCCCACCUCCUCCAACUCUCACAUAAUGUAGUUUCUGCUUCAGAAAUGCAAAAAGUUUAAAUUAUUUAAAGUCAACGAUGAGGCUAAGUAUGUGAAUAUUUCUAUGUUAAACAAUUUUAGAUGUAGCUGUGCGAUAAUAACGAGACACUUGACUUUGUUGCAUUUGCUAUAGAUGACACACCUGAUAUACAGUACCUAAUGUGUGUUAUUAAAUUAAAUAUUCUAAAAAUUUGCUAUAAAACAGAAUUGAGAGGUUUCGGUUUGUAUUUUAUUACUGUACAGCUUUGAUUCCUAUGUUUAAAAAAAAAGAUCUUUGUGUAAAUUUAUAAUAAAUAUUUAGUUUUUGCACGG